Messenger RNA from Chenopodium quinoa (quinoa), 1029 nucleotides. RefSeq lists its product as uncharacterized. NCBI's taxonomy places the organism in Eukaryota, Viridiplantae, Streptophyta, Magnoliopsida, Caryophyllales, Amaranthaceae. Bases 1 to 1029 code for a protein of 342 amino acids. The transcript has a single exon. The record is from RefSeq and is a predicted model, not a curated record.
AUGAAACGAAAAGAACGUAGCUGGAUGUACGAAAGGAAGGUUGGGAAUUCUAUUAAUCCUGAGUUCUUGAAGGGGGUAGAUGAAUUCCUUAAAUAUGUGGAAGAUCAUCCCGAGAGUAGCAACCCGAAUGAAUUUAGGUGUCCAUGUUUUAAAUGCAAAAACAAACGUCUCUGGGAUCCAGAUACGGUCAAACUUCAUUUGUAUCGCAGCGGUUUUUUACCUAAUUACUACGAGUGGAUGUGUCAUGGGGAAGGGUUUCCAGGAACUCGUAGAAGGGAGUCAAAUGAAUAUCGUGAAAUGGUUUUGGAUGCCUUUGGUCAGUCUCAAGAUCAAGGCCAUUCCGAAGAGCCACCUGUUUCAUUAGAGGAGGAGCCUAAUGCACAAGCCAAGCCAUUUUUUGAUUUGUUAAGGGCUUCUGAACAACCGUUAUACGAAGGGAGUUCAUUGUCUGUGUUAGAGAUGGCUUCUAGAAUCACUAGCCUAAAGUGUGAGUAUAAUUUGCCGCACAGAUGUGUUGAUGGAUUUGCUUCUUUGGUUAAUGAAGCGAUUCCUAACAACAACCACAUGGCCGAGACAUUCUAUGAGGUCAAGAAAAUUGUUAAGGGGUUAGAUCUGCCCCAUGAAAAGAUUCAUGCAUGCCCGAAAGGAUGUAUGUUGUUUUGGAAAGAUGAUACUCAAUUAUCUACAUGUAGGGUGUGUGGCAGCGACCGAUACAAGAAGACUUCUAAAGGUAGCUUAGUGCCUUUGAAUGUUCUAUUUUAUUUCCCUAUCACACCUAGGUUGCAAAGGCUUUUUGCAACUAAAAACAUUUCUGAGGAAAUGACAUGGCAUGCUAAAAAUCCUCGAGUUCAAGGCACAUUGGCACACCCUAGCGAUAGUGAAGCGUGGAAACACCUAGAUAGUUGCUUUCCUGAGUUUGCCUCUGAACCUCGUAAUGUUCGACUUGGCCUAUGUACGGAUGGAUUUGCUCCACAUGGUCAGUUUGGGGGACAAUAUUCAUGUUGGCCUGUCAUUUUGACCCCAGUAUAA